This is a messenger RNA of Cebus imitator (Panamanian white-faced capuchin), 1675 nucleotides long. Its product is annotated as olfactory receptor 5B2. The transcript is spliced from 3 exons. Bases 215 to 1063 code for a protein of 282 amino acids. Gene Ontology annotation, molecular function: olfactory receptor activity; odorant binding; G protein-coupled receptor activity. Gene Ontology annotation, biological process: G protein-coupled receptor signaling pathway; sensory perception of smell. Gene Ontology annotation, cellular component: membrane. Lineage: Eukaryota; Metazoa; Chordata; Mammalia; Primates; Cebidae. The record is from RefSeq and is a predicted model, not a curated record.
GUAGGACUUGCAAUUUGAAGAUAUCAGCUGAAAGUGUGUUAUCUUUCUUGAAGAGCAAGAGAACUUGGAAUCUUUUGAAUACUACCUGAGACAGAGCUUUUUCUAAUGGUAUUUAUGCAUUAUUCACGAAUGAAUUUCCAAUUUUAGACUUAUACGAUUGACUAUCUCUUCUUUUCCAGAUGCAAGGACAUCUUGCAAUUCCCAGAUAAUACUUAUGGAGAAUUGUACAGAAGUUACAAAGUUCAUUCUUCUAGGACUAACCGAUGCCCCAGAACUACAGGUCCCCCUCUUUAUCUUGUUUACCCUCAUCUACCUCCUCACUCUGUGUGGGAACCUGGGGAUGAUGCUGCUGAUCCUGCUGGAGUCUUGUCUCCACACACCCAUGUACUUCUUUCUCAGUAACCUGUCUCUGGUGGACUUUGGAUACUCCUCAGCUGUCACUCCCAAGGUCAUGGCUGAGUUCCUUACAGGAGACAAGGUCAUCUCCUACAAUGCAUGUGCUGUUCAGAUGUUCCUCUUUGUAGCCUUGGCCACUGUGGAAAAUUACUUAUUGGCCUCAAUGGCCUAUGACCGUUAUGCAGCAGUGUGCAAACCCCUAUACUACACCACCACCAUGACAGCCAGUGUAUAUGCUUGUCUGGCCCUAGGCUCUUAUGUCUGUGGCUUCCUAAAUGCCUCAUUCCACAUUGGGGACAUAGUCAGUCUCUCUUUCUGUAAGUCCAAUCUGGUACAUCACUUUUUCUGUGAUGUUCCAGCAGUCAUGGCUCUGUCUUGCUCCGAUAAACACAUUAGUGAGGUGAUUCUGGUUUUUAUGUCAAGCUUUAAUAUCUUUUUUGCUCUUUUAGUUAUCUUGAUCUCCUACCUGUUCAUAUUCAUCACCAUCUUGAAGAUGCAUUCAGCUAAGGGACACCAAAAAGCGUUGUCUACCUGUGCCUCUCACCUCACUGCAGUCUCCAUCUUCUAUGGGACAGUCAUCUUCACGUAUUUGCAGCCCAGCUCCAGCCACUCCAUGGAUGCAGACAAAAUGGCAUCCGUGUUCUAUGCUGUGAUCAUCCCCAUGUAGAACCCUGUGGUUUAUAGCCUGAGGAAGAGAAGUCAAGAAUGCAUUCAAGAAAGUGUUGAGAAGGCAAAAAUUUCUGUAAGAUUGGAACUUUAACAUUGCUGCAUACACAAAAAUGUUGUUUCACUGAUCUCAGACCUUCCUCAUGCAAUGAGUUACAUUUGAAACACCACAAUACAUUUGUUUAUGAGGUGAUAUUCUUACCUCUUUAGAAGUCAAUUAUUUAAUAAAAAGAAAACAUUCUCAGAAAUGUAACACCUGAAUGUGGAAGGCUAAAGGGAAUUAUUAGAAUUUUUGGAAGUCACAGGUCACACCUUACUAAUGACAUUUGGUUUAUUCACUUGUUCCACUUGCAUUUUCUCUCUCACAUUCCAAUGCAAACAUACUUGUUAAACAGGAACACCAGCAAGUCCUCUUGUGGGCACAUUCUCAUCUUGUCUGAGAUCUUAGAGGAAGAGCUUUCAACUCUUUCUCAUUCAAUACAAUGCUGGCUGUGGAUUUAUUGUAUGUUGCCUUUGUUAUGUGAAGCUAUAGUCCUUCUAUUCCUGAUUUGUUGAGGUUUUUAUCAUGAAGCGAUGUUGAAUUUUGUUGAAUGCUUUUUCUGCAUCUAUUGAA